AUGGCUGCUACUGAAAUGAGUGAGGCUGAACAAAUCAAAACAUUCAAAGACUUUUUGGUGCAGUACAAUAAGCUGUCAGAACUUUGUUUUACUGAUUGCGUACAUGAUUUUACCUCCAGAUCACUUAAAUCUUCCGAGGAGAAAUGCACUUUGAAUUGUAUGGAAAAAUAUCUGAGAACAAACCAGAGAGUAUCCCAAAGGUUUCACGAGUUUCAAAUGCUGGCUAAUGAGAACAUGUUGGCUUUAGCUCAGAAGUCUGGCAACCCAAGCUAA
This is a messenger RNA of Arctia plantaginis, 273 nucleotides long. The record is from the annotation of a GenBank genome assembly. NCBI's taxonomy places the organism in Eukaryota, Metazoa, Arthropoda, Insecta, Lepidoptera, Erebidae.